CACCACGCCGAGAUAUUCCGAGAGAGAAACCUGAGCGGCCGCACUAGCCCCAGCCGGACGCCCUCUUCCCCGCCGCGCCUCCGACCCCCAAGCAGCCUCGCGCCGCUCGAUGGCGGCGCCGUAUCACCAGCCGACGAGCCUCGAGGAGGUCCGCACGCUGUGGAUCGGCGACCUCCAGUACUGGACCGACGAGAACUACCUCUACGGCUGCUUCGCCCACACCGGGGAGGUACAAUCUGUUAAAAUAAUACGCAACAAAGUAACAAGCCUUCCAGAGGGUUAUGGAUUCAUAGAAUUCAUUUCUCAUGAAGCUGCUGAGAAAGUUCUGCAGACUUACAAUGGCACACAAAUGCCUGGAACUGAACACACGUUCAGAUUGAACUGGGCCUCUUUCAGCUCUGGUGAGAGGCGUCCUGAUGCAGGACCUGAUCAUUCGAUUUUCGUAGGGGACCUGGCACCUGAUGUCACAGAUUACUUACUACAGGAGACAUUCCGGGUAAACUAUCCAUCUGUCAGAGGAGCUAAGGUUGUCACAGAUCCAAACACUGGGAGAUCUAAAGGAUAUGGAUUUGUAAAGUUCGCUGAUGAAAAUGAAAAGAACCGUGCAAUGACAGAAAUGAAUGGUGUGUACUGCUCAACAAGACCUAUGCGGAUAAGUGCUGCCAUACCUAAGAAAUCUGCUGGCUCUCAGCUUCAGUAUUCAGCUGCUAAAGCGAUAUAUCCAGCAACAACCUAUGCAGUGCCUCAGCUCCAGACAGUUCUACCUGAUAGUGAUCCUACAAACACAACAAUAUUUAUCGGUAACUUGGACCCGAAUGUGACAGAAGAUGAGCUGAGGCAGAUAUGUGUUCAAUUUGGGGAGCUUAUAUAUGUAAAGAUUCCAGUCGGUAAAGGGUGUGGAUUUGUACAGUAUGCAGCUAGGGCAUCAGCUGAAGAGGCAGUACAACGUCUUCAUGGCACAAUGAUUGGCCAACAAGCAGUUAGGCUUUCAUGGGGCCGAAGUCCUGCAAGUAAACAGGACCCAUCAGCUGUGUGGAGUCAGCAAGCAGAUCCAAAUCAAUGGGCAAGCACUUACUAUGGCUAUGGGUAUGAUGCAUAUGGAUAUGCUCAGGACCCUUCAUAUGCAUAUGGUGCUUAUGCUGGGUAUAGCCAAUAUCCCCAACAGGUUGACGGAACUGGUGACCCCGCGUCCGUUGCUGGUAGCCAUCCAGGCAUAGAACAAAAAGAGGAGCCAUAUGAUCCGAUGAACAUACCUGAUGUCGACAAGCUGAACGCUUCAUACAUGGCUGUUCAUGGUCGAGCCAUGCUAGGGCGGUCCUUGUGGUUGAAGACGAACCCGCUGCCCCAGCCGGCAUGAGCCAGCAUCCAACGUUGCCUUCCUCCAAAGACUGCAGUGCCUGUGGACACAGCUGGGUUUCCUCGCGGAUGAUUUCGCCCACUUCCCAGUCAACAUUACUAUGAUAGCGAUAGAUCAUCAGGCGCGAAAUUACAGUAGGCUGAUUGGCAGCUUCGUGUACGCUGAGCACACCCCAUGUAUGAUAGGCAUGUCCCUUUUGUGCUUUCUAGGCUGCUGCUUAACACUAUCAGGACAGUGUUGUGAGAAGUUAUCUGUGUGGCCCCGUUUUUUCCCCCUGAUAUAUGCUGUUUGAUCCUGGACUCUGGUUCACUCGAUUGCACAUUGGCAUAGCAAUAUGCUGUAUUAUCUUCACUUGAUUGAUAUCUGGUGGCUGGGUUUCUCUUC
Molecule: messenger RNA, 1741 nt
Organism: Panicum hallii
Lineage: Eukaryota; Viridiplantae; Streptophyta; Magnoliopsida; Poales; Poaceae
Product: polyadenylate-binding protein RBP47B'
Exons: 8
Coding region: 110-1357 (415 amino acids)
Cellular component (GO): cytosol
Molecular function (GO): mRNA binding
Source: RefSeq, a predicted model, not a curated record